Struthio camelus australis is the source of this 1004-nucleotide messenger RNA. RefSeq names its product urotensin 2B (gene UTS2B). Gene Ontology annotation, cellular component: extracellular region. Gene Ontology annotation, biological process: blood vessel diameter maintenance; regulation of blood pressure. The record is from RefSeq and is a predicted model, not a curated record. Lineage: Eukaryota; Metazoa; Chordata; Aves; Struthioniformes; Struthionidae. Gene Ontology annotation, molecular function: G protein-coupled receptor binding; hormone activity.
GAGCUCAUCUGGCACUGGGUUACACUGAAGUCCUCCACCGUGCCUGAAGGAAGAUUGCUUCUGGGUGGUGGGAACAUGGAGAAGAUGUGGUCUGUCCACCUGUCCCUUGGAGUGCUAACCAUCUUGACCAUGACUGUGUAUGUCCCAUCUACAGGUGGAGAGCCUUUUUUACUACAAGAGAAUCAAGUGCAUCCAGAGAGAGAAGAUACAAAUCAUGAGGACACACUGCUGACUCUGCUUCUUAAUAAGAAACUUGCAUGGCGAAGACCAGAAAAUAUUGACUGGGAGCUGGCAAAGAAAUUUGAAGAGCUUGAACAGCUGGAGAAGUUGAAGGAUCAGCUCUCAAGUGAGGAAGGGUCAGAGGUGGCCUAUGCCUUGGAAAGUUUGUCGGCAUCUCAGCCUAAAAAACGCGCCUGCUUCUGGAAAUACUGCAUCUGAAGACUUGCCAGGAAUGGAGGAUGAAGACAAGCCCUUCCCCGAACUGCCUUGCUUAGAGUUUGUUCUGUUCUCUCAUUGUGCUGCUAACUUGGAUGCCAUUCUCUGUAAUGGCAGCACAGCUGAGUCUAAUAGGGACUGUGACAGGAGCCGGUAGCCCACUACCCCUCUCCACUGUUCCUUCCUUCCGGGUUUAACCUUUCCUGAUCUUCUACAUGGAGGAGGUUUCCCAACUUUCUUUGCUGCCCCUGUGUGUGCCAUUCAGUCUGCUGCCAUUGUAAACUCUUCCCCUUCCCACCAGGUUCCCCAAGGCAUCAAACAUUAACUCAAUUGCUCUGAGCUUGGGCUCUGUCCACUUUCACAGACGUUGCUCACGGUGGUAUCUCAGUUUCCCCUUUGCCUCCUAAAAGCAGGUCUAUGAUGACCUAACACCCUCUGUCAGAAUAGGAAGGCAGACUGGGGAGAACGUGAAAGUUUCAGGGCUGCCUGCUCCAUCUUGCUGAGCCAGAGUUGUUUCUUGUUGUGUCUCAUCAGCGUACACAGUUGGUUUGCGGGAGGACAGGCACAGA